AUGGGUGAGGAAAUUCAGAAAGUUAAAAAAGCGAUAGCAUUGAAUCAUACGAUAGUGUUUGUUGGUACUGGCGUAUCCCGCUAUACAAACAAUAAUGAGCAAGAAGUUGCAAGUUGGAUUGGUUUGUUAAAAGAUGGACUUCAAAGAUGUCACCGAUCUGGAUGGAUAAGUGACAAAGACUUCGAUUAUUUCCUUAAAAAGUUCACCACUCAUGAAGCAAUGAUUGAUGAUUAUUUAGCUGCUGCCGAUCGAAUAAAAGUGUGCUUUGAGAAAGAAAAUGAAGAACAGAAGAAUGACCCUUACAAAGUAUGGUUACAAGAAACAGUUGGAAAACUGUUGCCUAAGAAAAUUGAACUUAUUGAAGCUAUCGGAGAACUAGGAUGCCCGAUUUUGACAACAAAUUAUGAUCCAUUGCUUGAAAGCAUACUGAAGAAAAAGCCUCUUACUUGGAAUAAAUACAAAACUGAUGGUAUUGGUGAUUCACCUGAGGAUUUGAAAAACUUUAUUUUACAUGUGCAUGGAUAUUAUGAAGAACCGGAGAGUGUAGUUUUUGAUAGCAACGAUUAUAAAAAGAUUCUUGAAAAUGAUUUUGCACAAUCGAAGUUGAAGGCACUUAUGGAGAUGAAAAUUUUGUUAUUCAUUGGAUACGGAGCUGGUAUGUCUGAUCCGAACUUUUCCAAUCUACUACAAUGGAAAUUUCAAGUGGCAGGUCAAAAGGCGUUUCCAAUAUAUAAGAUCGUCAAAGCGAAUAAAGAAAAAACCCUAAAUCCAGGUUCAGACGUUUCAUUUUUAGAAAAUAUUAAAGAAAUUGCAUAUGGUGAGAACCAUGCAGAUUUGUUAAAGUUUAUAAGGAACUUGAAAUCGUUCACUCCACUACUUUAUGGAAGUUUAUUAGUCACAGAUGAAAAAGAAACUAUUCGUAAAAAAUAUCUCAAUUAUGUUAUUAAGGAAUAUGGAGAUGUAUCAAUCUUUGGAUAUUCUAAGACUAAUAUGGUUUUACCAUUAGCAUCUGUUUAUGUAGAAUUAAAAUUCGAUCCAACACAUCCAUCAAUUAGAGCAAUGAAAACACUCGAAGUCACUGAAGAAUUCAAGCGCAAACUUCUAUCUCACAAUUUCUUUAAUGAAAAUGAAUCAAAAAAACUAAACAUAGCGAUUAUGCAAGCAAAUAUGUACAAUUGUCAAACAAUCUAUAGAGAUUUUAUGAUUGAACAAUGGUUAAAUGUUUUGUUAACUAAUAAAAAGAUAUUUACUGACGAGGAAGCUGAAUCCAUUAAAACUAAAGUUAAUCAACUAAAGAAAAGUAUUCUUGAAAAAUCUGAACUUAAAGAAACAAAACAAUAUCAAAUACAACAAGCCUACAAUGAGUUUAGACAUUUUGUAAUCGUUGGCCAUCCUGGUUCAGGCAAAACUACACUCUCAAAAUGGUUGGUUAUGAAUAUGGCAAAACAAUGUUUGGGUGAAAAGAGUAUGUUAUCCAACAACUCAUUCUCUACUACAAACAAACUACCUAUUCUCAUACCUAUAUGGAAAUAUGUUGAUCAAUCAAAAGAAAAUCAAAAUCAGCGAAAAAGAACUUUGUUAGAAUUUAUCUAUGGAAAUCCUACAUUUAAUUCAAGUUAUUUUCAAGAAGAAGAACGCAAAAUAUUAUCAUCAUUGAUCAAACAAGCCUUAGUGCAGGGUGAUGUGUUGAUUAUUUUCGAGGGACUAGAUGAAGUUCCUGCUCAUAUUGAUCGAUCGGAUUUGAUGAAAGAAAUAAACGAUUUAUUAGAACGGGGAAUUGAUUAUGAUCCAAAACUUGAUAAACUUUCUUAUUCAGUUUUUGACCGAAAGGAAAUCAAUAGUGCUAACGAUGCUGGUGUUGGAAAUCGAUUUAUAAUAACCAGUCGUAUUGAAGGAAAUUAUUUUGAUCAAAUAAAUUAUUAUGUUCCAAGAUUAACUAUUGAAGAUAUGUCUAAUGAUGCUCUCAAAUCGUUUUGUAAUGCUUAUAUGGAAUGUAUUAAAGAAAUUAAUGUUAAAACUGGUAGACAAAUGAAAGAAUAUAAAAAGGAUCAAUUAUAUAAUGAAAUAACGAAGAAUAAAGAUAUUUUUCAACUAGCAAUUAAUCCACAAUUAGCCAGUGUGAUAGCUGCUAUUUAUAAUCAAUAUGACGAUAAGUUACCUGAUAAACGUAUUGAUUUGUAUGAAAAAGCCAUAGGCAAGAUGAUUGAAAGAUUAACUACUGUCUCCACUGUUUCUUCAACAAGUUAUAUAAGUAAAGAACUUGGAUUGAAUAGCACAAUAUUAUGGUCAAUAAUGCAAGAAAUAGCCGAAUAUUUACAUAAUAAAGUCGAAGGACUAGGAGAAAAAAUUUUGAGAGAAAUUAUAAGAAAAUCUUUAUUAGAAUCUUUCAAGCAGUCUAGUAAGAAUCCUGACAUGAACAUUGAUGAGUUAAUUUCAAGACUUGUUGAUAUUUUGAAAUACCAAGCAGGUUUAUUAAGUGAAUUUGGUCAUAAUAGUUUUCGAUUUAUACAUCGUACAUUUCAGGAAUAUCUUGCAGCUAAAAGUAUCAUCUAUUUCAAUGGAGUAGAACGAAGUGAAGAAAUUAUCUGUAAAAAUAUUAAAGAUAAAAUUGCUAAUCCAAAUUGGAGAGUGCCUCUUAGUAUGACAUUUGGAAUAUUAAGUAAAUCAAGUGAAUACAAUGAUUUAUUUAAGAAUAUCAUUACAAGAUUAUUUAAUGAUGAACAAGCUUCAACAAAUAUACGGUUUUCUACUUCUUUAAUACCAUAUGUCAUUAUUGAUUCAUUAAGUGACAUGAACUUUUCAUCAAAAGAAACUGAACGUGAAGUAAUUCAAAGAUUAUUGGGAUUGUUGCUAAUUGAUUAUAAAAACCUGUCUGGUUUUUCAAAGUUAAAAGAACAUCAGGAAUUGAUUCAAUCAUAUAUAUCGAAAUUGAGGAAAAAUUAUGAAAAUUUGACACUGGAAUGGUUUCUGCAAAUGAUGAAUGACACGGAAAAUAUUGCACCAUGUGCAAAUAUUGUUUAUCAGCUAAAAUGGUAUAAUUCUAAACUUCAUGAAAUAUUUUUAAAAAACUUAGAUAAUGAUUCACCAUUAUGGAAUUGGCCUGUAGAUUCAAUCUUACGAUUUUAUUCACACGAUAUCGAUGAUGAAUCCGUUAUGACACAAUUAAAAUUUAAAAGUGCGUUGACUAUAAAUUCAGACAUUUUGAAAUACAUAGAAAGAAAUAUGGAUUGGCUAUGUGUUAUCGUAUCUCUUUAUGGUGGAUACAAAAAUUACAAUACUCAAGGAACUAUUCGAGAAUACUAUGAAAUUGCUCAAUUUCUUCAACUAAGCAAUAAUCAGAGGGCACCAUUCACCUUUUAUUAUCAAGAAGUAUGGGGCCGUGAUGACCCAGCCUAUAGCAUGGCUGUCAUUAAUGAUAAUUAUGAUCGAGUUAUUGCAUCAAUAAGAUUAUCAUUUUAUGGAUUACAAGAUUUUCGAAAAAAGUAUUUAGCAAUCGCAAUAGAAACACUUAAAAAAAUGAACGAAGAAGAAGAAGAAGAAGACAAAGUUAAAUUAAUUGCUAAAAUAAAGCCAUUAAUUAUGAUCUACAACGAUCUUCAUACCAAUUUGACUGAUAUUACAAAUAAUCUAAAAAGUAAAAGCAAUACUUAUUUAGUUGAUGGCGAAAAGCUUGAAAAAGAAAAUGAAAACAAGAAAGAUGAACAUGUUUGUAAUGAUAAUGUUAAUGAAACUAAUAAAAAUAAAGACAUUCCUAAUAAUAACGAUAAUGAAACCAAGAAAAAUGAAGAAGUUUAUAAUGGUAUUGAUAAAGAAGGUAAUAAAAAUCAAGAUAUUUCCGAUAAUAUUGAUAAUGGAAUCAAAACAACAGAAGAUACUGUUAAUAAUAUAGAUAAUAAAAACGAACAAGAUGAUGAUUUUUUAUAUGAUUUUCCUGAUGAAACUGAAAAAUUUGAAGAUUCAUUGCAUAACGAUCAAUAUAAAAGUGAACAAAAUGAAGACAUGUCCAGUUGUCCUGAAAUGGAAGCAUUAUUUAUGCUUUUUGCACAAUUGAGUGAUAUCAAGUUAUCGAUUGACAAAACAGACUAUUUGAAUGGGCUUUGGAUUAAUCUUUAUAAUGAUGCUAAUAAACAGUCAAAUACGGAAAAAAUAUUGGAAAUAGCAUUAGAUACAGAAUUAUUUUUGACUCCUCAAGUAGCCAUUAUUAUUGAUGAAUUAGUAAGAAACGGAAAAGAAAAUAGCAUAUCAAUUCUCUUUCCAUAUAUAAUAAAACCAUCAAAUGAAGUAUUACCCAUAGUUCAUAGAUGGUUCACCGAUUAUAAUAACAAUCAAAUUAAGAAAUUGGCAGCAUUAUUACUUACUGAAGCAAAAUAUGUUUUUGAGAGUACGCUUAAUUCUAUUAUCGAUUUAUUGAAAAGUGACAAUGAUCAAAUGAGAGAUAUUAAAAUUCCUUUUACGACCACAUUGGAAAAUGAAUUAUAUAAAACAUGGAUUAAAAUACAAGGACUCUCCGGCAAAACACAAUAUAAUACAACUACUGAAGCAUCAAAAGAAUGA
Messenger RNA from Rotaria sp. Silwood1, 4554 nucleotides. The record is from the annotation of a GenBank genome assembly. Lineage: Eukaryota; Metazoa; Rotifera; Eurotatoria; Philodinida; Philodinidae.